ACCCGUGUAGUUCCAUUUUCCCUCGGCCUUACUCGCUGGUUGUGAGAUGAUCUAUGACAGGAUUUGCAACAGAUGCAUUGUGGGUUACGCAUUGCCCGAGGUUUCCCAUUAAGCUUUCCGAAACAUUUGCGACUCAAAAGUCUCAGGAUGGUGUAGUUCAUUGCCAGACCUCACCGCUUAUCGUCGUCGCUCGUUCAUGUGGUCCGCCAGGUCCCGAUGUUCUUGCCUGGUCUCCUUCGUUCCCUCGUCGUUCCACGAGCAGCAUGACGCAGUUGCUCCAUCUACAUCUUGACGAACCCACGCUUUCAAUAUAUGCUGCAUUCCGUUUGGACUUUCCUAGAAGCUUUGACGAGCUGUAAGACCAAGGCACCAUCAUAAGGAUUUCAAUGAACACACAUGAACUGGACUGACCUCUAUCAGCUACGAGAGCUUUCAAUGCAUGUUCUCGAUUGGGCUUUCUCUGAUCAAAU
Messenger RNA from Somion occarium, 470 nucleotides. The record is from the annotation of a GenBank genome assembly. Lineage: Eukaryota; Fungi; Basidiomycota; Agaricomycetes; Polyporales; Cerrenaceae.